Molecule: messenger RNA, 1452 nt
Organism: Nymphaea colorata (pocket water lily)
Lineage: Eukaryota; Viridiplantae; Streptophyta; Magnoliopsida; Nymphaeales; Nymphaeaceae
Exons: 3
Coding region: 176-1327 (383 amino acids)
Source: RefSeq, a predicted model, not a curated record
UUUAUGAGAUCCCUUCUAUGCAGUUUUGCAGAUGGCCCGUCCCUAUUGUCUCUUGCUUUCAAGACUUCUCUUUCUCUCUCUCUCCCCCUCUCCCUCUCCUUCUCUCUCUGCUUUGCCAUAAAUAAGCUUUCAUACACCAGUUCAAGCCCAAUCCCAGCAGUUGUAUCAAUCUGUCAUGGGUCCAAGGUCUAGAAGAAGAUACCAGCGUGGUUAUGGUGAAACACUGUCUCCAUUAAUGGAGGGACCUUAUCCGGAGGAUCAUGGGGAGAGAGGAAGGAAGGAGAGCUCCUGGGACAUCAUCAGAGGAUGGGUGAGAACACAGAUAGAGAAGGGGUCUCUUGCCAACUCCCUGAGCUCUGUCCACGGCUGCGCGAGGUCGGAUCCGAAGCUCCUCCUUGGUGUUUUAGGCUGUCCCCUGGCUCCCGUCCCCCUUGUGAAUGAGCCACUCCCCCAUAUCUCCAUUAAAGGCACUCCAUUUGAAACUUCUUCUGCGCACUACAUUAUACACCAGUAUGUGGCCGCGACCGGAUGCACGAAGCUGCAGCAGGGUAGCAGCAAGAGCAUGUACGCGGUGGGGACGGUGACGAUGAGCAUCUGCGAGUCGGAAAUGGCCGGGAAAUCUGUGAGGAGCAACGUGAGCAGGGGAGGAGGUGAGUGCGGGUGCUUCGUUUUGUGGCAGAUGUGCCCGGACAUGUGGUCGGUGGAGCUGGCCUUCGCCGGCAGCAAGAUAGUGGCGGGCAGCGACGGCAGGGUGGUCUGGCGCCACACUCCGUGGCUUGGAACCAACGCAGCAAAGGGGCCUCCUCGCCCACUCCGCCGGAUCGUUCAGGGCCUGGAUCCGAGGAGUACGGCCGGCAUGUUCGCAAAAGCACAGUGCCUCGGCGAGAAGAGGGUCGGUGACGACGAGUGCUUUGUGCUCAAAGUGGCGGCAGACAGGGGAAUGCUGGCCGAGAGGAGUGACGGCCCGGCGGAGGUCAUCCGGCACGUCCUCUACGGCUACUUCAGCCAGAGGAGUGGCCUCCUGGUCUACUUGGAAGACUCCCACCUGACCCGGGUCGAUUCCGGCGCCGCCGGUGCCGUCUAUUGGGAGACCAUGAUCGGAACCAAUGUGGAUGACUACAGGGAGGUGGAUGGUGUGCUUGUGGCUCACUCCGGCAGGUCCGUCGCCAAAGUAUUUCGGUUCGGGGACGGGUCCCUGAGGCACAGCAGGAUCAGGUUGGAGGAGAGGUGGAGGGUGGAGGAUGUUGUUUUCAAUGUGCCCGGCCUCUCUGUUGAUACCUUCCUCCCUCCAUCUGACAUCCUGUCAAAUGCCUCGUCCGACGUUUGAUUUGCUGUUGGAUUUUCAAAUUUUGAAUCAUGUAAGAAAUAUGAUGGGUGGCUUUGCUUUGGUAUCAAAUGUGAUGUAAAGGUUAUUAAUUAGUUCUUCUAUAUAUUCUUUAAUUCAACUAAAAA